Molecule: messenger RNA, 942 nt
Organism: Scomber japonicus (chub mackerel)
Lineage: Eukaryota; Metazoa; Chordata; Actinopteri; Scombriformes; Scombridae
Gene: nebl
Product: nebulette
Exons: 9
Coding region: 1-942 (313 amino acids)
Cellular component (GO): focal adhesion
Molecular function (GO): actin filament binding
Source: RefSeq, a predicted model, not a curated record
AUGAACCCUCAGUGUGCCCGCUGUGGGAAGAUCGUCUACCCGACGGAGAAAGUCAGCUGCCUGGACAAGAACUGGCACAAAGGAUGUUUCCACUGCGAGGUUUGCAAGAUGACCCUGAACAUGAAGAACUACAAAGGUUAUGACAAGAAGCCCUACUGCAACGCACAUUAUCCCAAGACGUCGUUCACCAUUGUGGCCGACACACCAGAGAACCUGAGACUGAGACAGCAGAGCGAGCUACAGAGCCAGGUGAAGUAUAAGAAGGAUUUUGAGGAGAGCAAAGGUCGAGGGUUCAGCAUCGUGUCCGAUACUCCAGAGAUGCAAAGACUCAGAAAGACUCAGGAGCAGAUCAGUAUCGUGAAGUACAAGGAGGACUUUGAGAAGAUGAAGGGUCAGAGCUCUACACCGGGAUUGGACGACCCGAGCAUGGAGCGCUACCAGCGAGCCAAUCACAUGAUGGGAGAGGCGGGAUACAGCAAAGGGAUGCACCCACAGGCGAUGGAGAUGGACCGGAGACCUGGAGGCAUCAUCGUAGACCUGAAGGUUUGGAGGACCGACCCAGGCUCCAUCUUUGACUUUGACCCUCUAGAGGACAACAUCCAGUCCAAGAGCCUCCGCAGGAUGUCCGCUCCCGUCCUCCCCGGAGCGUACCACCAUCAGCAGGGCGUCCAGAUGCAGCAGCAGCAGCAGUAUCACGGCUACAUGCAUCAGACCAGCAUGUCAUCAGUCAGAUCUGUCACCUCCCCCCCGCACUCAGCCACCAUGCGUGUUUACCGGGCGCUGUACGACUACGCGGCUCAGGAUCACGACGAGGUCUCGUUCCGGGACGGCGACGUCAUCGUCAACGCUCAGCCCAUCGACGAGGGCUGGAUGUACGGCACGGUGCAGAGGACCGGCAAGUCUGGCAUGCUGCCCGCUAACUACGUGGAGUGCUGCAACUGA